AUGGAACACCCUAAGGCGGAGAUUCCGCCGGGAAAACCUGCAACACAGGUCGAUGCGUUGGGAAGGAAGGUCUGGGAUAAGUCAUACUACGCUAAAGUAGCCGAAAACAAAGCAGGAGGGCAAAGCGGUAGUGUCGAACAAUCUAUAGCAACUUUACUACCAGAUCCUCUACGCAAACCUGUCUUUGCAGUACCGGAGGUGCGCGAAAAUCUCAAAAGGAGGAAAGAAACUGUAGACGUCACCAAAGAUGUCGGGAAAGUAAGAGUAAUCAAUGCCCUGACCCAUAAAUCGCAACAAGGAGGCUUUUACUGCAAGGUUUGUGACUGUCUGCUCAAGGAUUCACAAGCGUAUAUGGACCAUCUCAAUGGGCGUAAACAUAAUAGAAUGUUGGGGAUGACCAUGCGCGUUGAAAAGGUUGACGCAAAAACUGUAGCAGAAGCUCUGCGCAGACGUGUAAUGCAACAAAGUGUAUCAAAACAUGCCGUUGAGGAGCUGCAUAGGGACGCACAAGAGCGUAUUAAAGAACUAGAAGCGGAAGAACGUGAAAUGAAACAAAGGCGGAAAAUGAACAAAAAGGGGAAGCAAGAUACCAAAUCUGGCAAAAUAAAGAAGGAAGAGGUACAAGAAGCUACAAAUGAUCGCCAACCAGACGCAACCGAAGAAUUAAUGCGCAGCAUGGGACUACCCACGAACUUCGUACAGUCAACAAAGUAG
This is a messenger RNA of Babesia sp. Xinjiang, 714 nucleotides long. Its product is annotated as Zinc finger matrin-type protein 2. Gene Ontology annotation, biological process: mRNA splicing, via spliceosome. The transcript has a single exon. Lineage: Eukaryota; Apicomplexa; Aconoidasida; Piroplasmida; Babesiidae. The coding region runs from base 1 to 714 and encodes 237 amino acids. The record is from RefSeq and is a predicted model, not a curated record. Gene Ontology annotation, cellular component: U4/U6 x U5 tri-snRNP complex; spliceosomal complex; nucleus. Gene Ontology annotation, molecular function: zinc ion binding; nucleic acid binding.